Molecule: messenger RNA, 1224 nt
Organism: Aspergillus alliaceus
Lineage: Eukaryota; Fungi; Ascomycota; Eurotiomycetes; Eurotiales; Aspergillaceae
Product: Zn(II)2Cys6 transcription factor domain-containing protein
Exons: 3
Coding region: 31-1224 (397 amino acids)
Biological process (GO): regulation of transcription by RNA polymerase II
Molecular function (GO): zinc ion binding; DNA-binding transcription factor activity, RNA polymerase II-specific
Source: RefSeq, a predicted model, not a curated record
CUGCGCAAAGCAUUGGACAAUUAACCAAGUAUGGCCUCGACUUCUCCAAGAGAGGUUCGGGAGCGUAGGACUCUGCGGAGGUCGAGAUUUGGCUGCCGAAAUUGCAAGCUCAGAAAACUCAAGUGCGACGAAGGCAAGCCGCAUUGCAAGAGAUGUAGUUCAUUUGGGGUAUUAUGCAACUUCAUGUCUAACAUUCCCGACCUACAACCCAUCGCCGCUGACACAGGGAGGAGGCCAUUGGUGGUUCGAGGAAAAGCAGAGCUUCAGCCCCCUGUGGCCAGUGCUGUCUGGACGUCUGACGAAUCCACAUUCUAUCAGUUGAACGCAAAGUGUCAAGAUUUCAUCACCCGGUAUCUUGGACGAAGUCUCAUUACCCCAGAUGACCCUAAUAUGAUACAAGUGAAUCGUAAUCUCCUGAGACUAGCCUUCGCCUACCCUUUUUUAAUGCACGCCUCUCUAGCUGUGGCACUUACAUAUGACCGCCACCUGAAUAGCUCAUUGGGCUGUCGUCGCAGCCUAGAAGAGUGCUAUCACUGGUCGCAAAGCACAGCUCUUCUCAACAGGCGGUUAAGAGAACCGAUUGAAGCGAAAGAUAAGGACCCAAUCUGGGGCACUGCGGCUGCUCUGGCUGUCUUGACCUUCUCGUCCCCUGAUGCAUGCACGCCGGAAGAAUCGUGGCCCUUAAAGUCCUCCGACCACUCCGAUUUGGACUGGUUACGUAUGAGCAGGGGUAAAAUGUCACUGUGGCACAUAGUGAACCCGCUACGACCGGACAGUCUUUUCCGCGUCAUGGCGGCGACCUUUGCUCACAUGCAUUCACCCUUGCCAGAGAGGGGCAUAGAUGGUAUACCAAGGGCCUUGGCUGCCAUGUGUCUCCUCAAAGCCUCAUCUACGGCGAAAAACAAUCCGUAUUUCUAUGCCGCCCACGCAGUAUCCCAGAUCCUAGACCUCCCAGAUAGUGAGGUCACAACAGGUCAAACUCAACUCUUCAUGCGCAGUAUCCAUGGCGCUUUCGAAGACUUGCUCCGGAAAAGGGACCCCGUAGCGCUUUUGUUGCUGUAUCUAUGGUACCGCAAAGUAAGUCGCAGUAUAUGGUGGAUUGAACUUAGAGCUAGAGUGGAAUGUCCAUCUAUUUGUUCGUACCUACGGCUAUAUCACAAAGGGAAUGUUGCGGUACAGGCAUUCCUUCAAGGGGAGCUCUCGCCGAUAGAUGGAACUAGUUAG